AUCCAACGCUCAUACAUUUUUUAUUCACUGUUUGUAAAGCCGAUGCAGCUGCCGCGUUUAUUAAAAUAGUAAAAAUCGUAAAAUAAAGCAAUGUAAAUUAUAUAUUAAGUUUUCUUGUGUAUUAAAGUGUUGAUUGUAAAAUAUAUAAAAACUGUGGACAUUGUAAAUAUGGCUCCACAGCGUGAACCAAUUAGUGUGCGUACAACCCGCUUGAAUAAUAUAAUUCUCAAUAGAAGCUGUUUCGCGGGUUACGGGAAUGGCGCCAUACAAAGGAAGUCGAUAGCAGCGAGCCGUAGGAGCGCAUUUGGUACUGCAAGCGUCAGUACUGCUUUGUCGGAAGCGCUUACGCGUGAAGGGCUUCUAGAUGCAUUUUGCUUACUAUACAAUGAGUGCAGUAAAGAUUCACUGAAGAAACGGGAUCGUAAUAUUGCAGAAUUUGUUCAUAAAUACCGCCCAAUAGUGGAGGAGGCUCAACUGCUACGUGCUAAUGCAGAUGAUUUUACAGUAAAGACACUCAUUGGUAAGGGAUAUUUCGGCAACGUUCAUUUAGUUAUUGAACGUCAGACGAAUGAUGUAUAUGCAAUGAAGAAAAUAAAAAAGUCGGUUGUUACAACAUCGCAAGUGAAAGAAGAACGUGACAUUAUGGCACGUCGCAGCUCGGAAUGGAUAACAAAUCUUCAAUAUGCCUUUCAAGAUACUGACAAUCUGUAUUUAAUAAUGGAAUUCCUUCCUGGUGGAGAUCUACUAAGCUUGAUGUCACGGCAAGGACCCUUUCACGAAGAACUCGCAAGAUUUUAUCUUUCUGAACUCACAUUAGCAAUACAUUCGCUUCAUGAGAUGGGAUAUGUACAUCGCGAUAUCAAGCCAGAAAAUAUAUUGAUAGAUCGCUUUGGGCACAUUAAACUUGCAGACUUUGGUAAUGCAGCUGCGCUAGAUCGUGACGGUCAUGUGUUUAGUUUAUCGCCAGUUGGAACGCCAGACUACAUCGCCCCUGAAUUAUUGCAGACAAUAUCCACAUAUAAACUAACAAAGUCUAUGCAUGAUGUAAGCUGUGAUUUUUGGUCAAUGGGUAUUAUUGGUUAUGAACUCAUCUGUGAAAUAACUCCAUUCCAUGAAGAAAAUGUCCACGAGACUUACUCUAAGAUUUUGAGUCAUUGCGAAGACAGUCAUUUAAAAGAGAUUAUAACAUUUCCUGCGGAUAUAAAGGUAUCCGAAAACUACAAAAAUCUCAUUGGUUCUCUAGUGACUAACCCCACAAAUCGACUGCCAUUUGAAAAGAUUAAGCUGCAUCCAUUUUUCGAAUCUAUAAAAUGGGAAACACUUCGGUCCCAAGUACCGCCCAUUAUUCCCACAGUAAAUAGUGACGAUGACACAUCCAAUUUCGAAGAUGUAAUUCGUAAUAAGAGGCGUACCAACACAUUCGUUAAAAAAUCAAUUACUACAAAUGUUCAGUCAAAUGAAUUCUGUGGUAAGGAUCUUCCCUUUAUAGGUUACAGUUUUGUGCAUAUGGCAAAACAAAGUGCUGAUGCGGAAGGUGCUGCUGAUGACGCCCGCUUCAGUCGUUUAAAUAUUAAAAUAAAAGAUUUACAAGCAAACCUAAAAGAACGGGUAGAAGAGAUUAACAAAUUGAAGCAACAUUUGAUCCGGGCGGAACAAGCAGCCAAACAAUCAGACACCCAGUCGAAGAUAUUACAAGAUGCCAAGGAUGAAAUAAAUAAAAUGAAGAAUGUGAUCAAGGAAAAGACAAUGGAGCUGGCAGCAUGUAAAACGCAAAUAAAAACUCUGCAGAGUUCAGUAAAGGUUGAAGAGGAAAUGUGGGAAAAGAAAGAGGCAACAAUAACUGAAUUACUGCGCGUAAAUCGUCAGAAAUACGAAGAGGCGAAGAUUGCCUCAGAACAGCGUUACGAGAAAUUGAUUGCAGAGAAAAAACAUGAGUUGGCAAAUAUUAUAAGAAAGUUGGAUGCUCGAGAAUCCGAAUUGAAUACUAAAGCAGAUGAAUGCAAGCAUCUACAAGAGAAAAUGGAGAAUUAUAAAGAAAUGUUACGACAAUUUAAAGACCAAGCGCUUGCUGAUAAGGAAGCUUUUGAGAAGAAUAAGCUACAACUAAGCGAAACAUAUGAGCAAAAGUUAACAGAGCUUCGAUCCAAGUUGAGGAAUGAAAAGGAUUCAAGGUCUCGCCUCACAUUGGAACUACGCGAAGUACGAAACGAAGUAGACGAAUCAAUUAGCACAUCGAAAUCAUUACAAGAGUCUAAAUUGGCCAUUGAAAAGAAUAAUGACGAGAUUUUAAAACGAUUGAAUAGAGAGUUAGAGGAGAACAACUCUUUACAUGCGCAAAACGCACAUUUGGAACAGCAACUGGAAUCCACACAGAAGACAUUACAGGAACAACAACUUGAGAUUAAUCGUCUAGAACGCGAGUUGAACGUAGCAGAAUGUAGUAAAAAUUUGGCGCAAUCGGAACUUGCGACACAACAAUCCACGCCAUAUGAAACAGCACCAGGCUCGUUGACCGAAUUGCAUCUUAUAGAGGAGCAGUUACGCGCCGAUUUGGAAGCGGCAAAAGAAAAUGAAAAUGUACAGAAAUCCCGGGCCGACAAAUUGCAGCACAUUGUUGAGAAACUUGAGGAAAUGUUGGAAAAGUUUAAUGAACAGACACUCUCGCAAUCUCCUAUGAAAUGUGCAGCACGUGGUAAUGAAAAUGAACAUUCGGUUGCCCAUAAUUUUCCCAGUAGCGUUGGUGACAUGUUGGAAAAACAGAAUGAGAAAUUGGAAGAUCGACUUGCCGCGGUGCGCGAACAAAUGAUUAUUGAGCGUCAGGCGGCACGCACAGCCAACCUUUCGCUUUGGAAAGUCGAGAAACAAUUGGAGGAGGCUAUUGCUGAGAAGAAAAUGACACAAAGACGUAUGGAGCUUACGGAAGAUAAAAUAAAGAAAAUCCAAGCGGAAAAAGAUGAAGCGCUGCGUCAAUGCAAAACUGCGCAGAGUGAAACAAAUCAACGCGAUGAACGCAUACGCGAGCUGCGAGAUGAAAUAUGUGCAUUGAAACGUGAGGUAAUGAAAGAGCAUCGCAUGUGGGAGAAAGCUGAACAGGAACGUAUGCAGUGCAAAUCUGAGAUAAUUGAGCAUAUAUCCAAUGUGCAAAAACUGGAGGAGCGUCUGUCAGAACUCAGUCAAAAGCUUCAGCAGACACAGCAAAAAAAUGACGCUAUCUUACUAGAGAACACCAAAUUACAACGCGAACUAAAUGAAGAACGUGAAAGGAGCAAUACAGCAAGCGAUGCAUCAUCUCACAUUCAAAUUGAAUUGAAAAAUCUACAAGACAACUACGAGCGUCUUAAGUAUGCAUGCACUAUAACAGAUAGCCAACUAACCGAAGUGGAGAGUAUGUUAGAAGUAGAACAAAAUCGUAAUAAAACUUUACAAGAGAUGUUGGACAAGUUAAACAUAGCAUUGCGUAAAAAGGAGGACGCCAUGGCGCAGCUCAGAAAGGAAUUGUCUGAUGAACAAGCACAAAAGUGUGCUUCAGAAUCGCGUGUACAAGCGCUUAACACUGAAAUCGGCGAAUGUGCUGAGAAUUUAGCACAGACGCAAAAGAAAUUAGUAGCACAACAACAACAAUUGAUGGAUCAGACUAAUCACUUGUUCCAAUCACAAGAACGCGUCGAAGUGCUUACGAAUGAAACAUCAAAUUUACAGACAAUUAACGAAAACCAUGAACGAGAACUGACUUUGUUAAAAGAGGAGAAUGCGCGUAUUCUGUCCGAGUUGUUCCACACCAAAGAACAUUGUGAACGCUUGCAGCAAGAGUUGAGAGACGCACUGGAAAAUUCCAAUGAGCUUCAUGCAGAAAUCGCAGAACUACAAGAAAUAAUGGCCGAGAAGGAAUCGUUUUAUGUACAGCGCGACAUCAAAUCGGAGGCAACAUUAGCGCAGCACAAAAAAUUGAUUGACUAUUUGCAGCUAAAAGUGGAGGAUUUAUCGCAUAAGAAGAAACUUACAUUCGCUGAAAAAUUAUUCGGAAGUGGCGCACAUAGCACUGCCGGCAAAAAGGAGAACAUAUCACCAGCCGCUGUUGAGACAUCAAUAUUAUAUCGCACACUGAAGGAAGAGCUACGUCGUGAAAAACAGCGUUGUAAGACACUUCAGGAUCAAAUUGAUAAAUUAAACGGUGUUACUCAAAAUGCUGGUGGUUUAACAGGUGGCAUGAGGUCACCUUUGAAAUGUGUGGUAAAAAAUGAAGAGAACAUACAGAGUGGCGCCAAUAAAACUGUAGGAACAUUGCCCAAAACAUCACGAAAACAAAUUGAAGGCGACACCAAUGGUACCACCUCAAACGUGCAAAUCAGAAAUGAAGCAGCACAUCACCGCUUUGAAUUAGCGCUACAGGAGACCAAUACUUGCGAUAAUAUGUGCAUUGCUUGCAAAAAGCCACUAAUUGCAGGCUCGCCCUACUGGAAAUGCAAGGAGUGUAAAAUUUCUGCGCAUCGCAAAUGCCGUGGUGAUGUUCAUACGACUUGUGGCAGCCAAAUUGACCAAGUUGCUUUAAUUUCUCAACCAAAUGUUACCCAAGAUACUGAGGAUCAGAGUGAUAUAGAUUCGCUUUCAAAAUACUCAUAUGAAGGUAAAUUAGAUGAGAUUGAUGGUACUACUGAUUCUAGAUCAGAUGUCACCCAUUGCGAGUACUCUGGAAAUUUGAUAUUUUGCGUUGAACAGCAACAUAAUAGUGAAAAUUUAGAGCCUUUAGAGAUAAAUUGUGCAUACGAAAUUGAAGAGCAAAAAAUACUUAUAUUGGGCUGCAAUACUGGUCUAUUCGCAUUGCAUAUUCAACAACCGCAGAGAUUGAUGCACAUUGCAGGUAUUGAUUCGGUUAGUUGUAUUGCGGUAUCAUUGCCACUAGCCAAAGCUGUAUUGAUAGGAGCUCGUGGAGAGUCACUAUUUCAGUGCGAUUUCCGUCAGUUAUUGUCGAGAAGUCAGUCUUCUUCGCCUUAUGUGAAGAACAGCCUCGAAGCUUCUGUAUUGGACUUGCCAUUUUGCAAUCGUGCCACCAAUGAGAAGUGGCAAAUGGUAAAAAUAUCAAACGAAGCCGAUAACGCUUUGGACUCCGUGGCAAUAGCGGCGACAUCUUCACGUAUUGUUAUUAUGAAAUAUGAUUUAAAGCAACAAAAAUUCGCGCCUGUACGGGCUCUGGAUACCGCAACACCCGUUUCUUCAAUACUUUUUACACGCCUUACAGCUAUCGUUAGCUCAGACAAGUUCUUUGAGAUCGAUUUGGAAACAUACGCUGCUGAAGAAUUUGCGGACUUGUCAGAUCACGCGCUUUCGCACAUACACAACUGCCAGCCUGUUGUUGCCUUACGGAUCUCAUCACAAGAAUUUUUGCUCUGUUUUAUGGAAUGUGGCAUUUUUGUAGAUGAAUACGGUUGUCGUUCUCGACCGUAUGAUUUGAACUGGGAAUACACUCCCACAGGUUUCAUAUAUCGUGAACCAUUCCUAUACAUUGCCCAUUUUCAAUCAGUACAAAUUUUAAGAAUACACCGUUCUUAUACGAAGGAGCUGGUCAACGUAAACCAUAUGAAGGACAUGGAUGCAGAUGUCGAUGAUAGUUGCCCAAGUUUCAAACGCAUUUAUUUGAGAUUUUAUAUGCCUACACUACUGACAGAGAGCGGAAAAUUAAAUAUUUAUAUGCUCGCAAUACAAAAAGAAACUGGACUACAACAAAUAUAUCACUUGGAUUCGUUACAAGCAUUCAGACAAAAACUAAACGAGUCAUUAGAGACGAUUUCAUCGAUAGCUACAGCAAUUACAACUGAAUCUCUUCCCACCUCUAACCCGGAAAGUAUCGAUUAACACAAAAGUAGGGUUUAUAUACUCAAUAUUAUUACCAUUGAAUUGCACAUUAGAUAUUUGAAUGUGACUUCAUAAACAUGUUGCUACUUACUGAUUGUAUUUGAACUUUUUAAUAAAACAUGUACCCGGUUUUAAGGUACACUUAAUAAAGUUUUUUUUGCUGUUUUUAUAGCGGGAAUAGUGUGGUACGGAUUUAAUAAAUAUGCAAAGGUGGAGAUUUUAGUUACUGGGCGCCAAGAUUUGAGGCAAUUUUUAUGUUAAUUAGUCAAAAAUAAACACUUUAAAAAAUAAAAAAAAUUGAUAUCUCGCACCGUUUACGAGAUAUUCGCACAUGAAUAUCGGAUUAUAGCGGUAAUUUUUUUGAAGCGCGGUCAAAGGCCGCCAAUGCAGAAAGUAGUUCUACGCGAAAAAACUUUGCAUUUCCACCUUUUUGAAAACACACGGUGUUGGCUUGACCAGGGUUAUUUUUUGAAGCGCGGCCGAAGGCCGCCAAUGCAUAAAGUAGUUCUAUGUGAAAGAACUUUUCAUUUCGAUCCCCGGUGUUGGCUCGACUAUGGUUAUUUUUUGAAGCGCGGCCGAAAGCCGCCAAUGCAUAAAGUAGUUAUACGCGAAAGAACUUGUCAAUCAAUCAUAUAACACAUGCAUCAAUACAUAAGUGCGCCUAAGUAUCGUGUAAACGGUGCGAGAUGUCAAUUUUUUUAUUCCUUAAAAAGUGUUUAUUUUAGGCUAAUUAACAUAAAAAUUACUUCAAAUUUUGGCGCCCCAGUAACUAAAAUCGUGCCCGUAUUCAGGUUUCACAUCAUUUCACAUUUCAAAUCAAGGUCUUGGUUUACAAUGUGCGGCGGUUUCACUCCAAGGAUCUCAUUUACUGGGUUGAGAGUCACUGAAUAUGUUGAUCGCUUUGUUGUGAAGGACAUUUAAUGCCUGUUUGAAGCUAGUCCAAAAUUUAGCGUGGUGGUGAUGUAAGAAUGACCUUUUGAUAUUCCUGUUAUGGAAGCGGUUCUCCUCCAAGAUUAUUUUGGUUAGCUACUUUUAUGUUUUGAAAUACUGAAUCGAAAAGAUUCAUCACACAAAUAUUUAUAUUGUACACUAUUUCCAAUACGUAAUUGCAAACAAAUGAAUAACCACCUACCUGUUCAAUGUGUGAAUUCUCAUAUUGUUUUAUUUUACAAUAAGAAGAAAUCAAAAUUUCUCAAUGAUUUUUUUAUAAAAAAAAUUCUUGAAUAAAACAUAGUAUAAAAGCGCAGUUCGGUUCAGUUUUCUAUCAAUUAAUUAAUAUUUUAUUUUAUUUAUUAUUAUUAUAUAUUAAUAUUUAUUGAAAAAAUUUCACAUCCCUAUUUUUGUGGAUUUUAUUCCAAUUGUUGCAACUCUGCUUGGCAUCCACUCAACGAUUGACAAACGAAACAUAUUUCUUUCCACUUCAGCCGAAGCACACGACCGAGAUAGGUGAAAAUUUUCAGAAAAUCGCUUCUGAAUUGGUGUAAUUCGUUUUUCGACUGCAAACGGAUAAAUAAGUGGACUAGUAAUCCUUAAAUAUUUUCUGUGCGUGGCUAGUAAAUAUAUUUUUUAAAA
Zeugodacus cucurbitae (melon fly) is the source of this 7422-nucleotide messenger RNA. RefSeq names its product citron Rho-interacting kinase-like (gene sti). Gene Ontology annotation, cellular component: actin cytoskeleton; cytoplasm. Gene Ontology annotation, molecular function: protein serine/threonine kinase activity; ATP binding. The record is from RefSeq and is a predicted model, not a curated record. Lineage: Eukaryota; Metazoa; Arthropoda; Insecta; Diptera; Tephritidae. Gene Ontology annotation, biological process: peptidyl-threonine phosphorylation; actomyosin structure organization. The transcript has 7 exons. The coding region runs from base 169 to 5850 and encodes 1893 amino acids.